Xenopus laevis (African clawed frog) is the source of this 3747-nucleotide messenger RNA. RefSeq names its product GATA binding protein 2 S homeolog (gene gata2.S). The transcript is spliced from 6 exons. Bases 281 to 1669 code for a protein of 462 amino acids. The record is from RefSeq and is a predicted model, not a curated record. NCBI's taxonomy places the organism in Eukaryota, Metazoa, Chordata, Amphibia, Anura, Pipidae.
GUUCAAGCUUAGAGAAGUCGAGUCCAGCUGGCGCCAGUGCUGACAUAGGAUGCUGCGGGGAUGUUACAGGCCAUAAGCACUGAGUCUGCCCAGUGAAUAAGACACUCCAGUCCCAGCUUUCCUCAUCGGGACUCUGCGCACUGCCCGGCUGCGGCGAUCGCCUCCAGUGCUGCUGAGCAGAUCCACACUCCCAGGAUUAAAGGGAACAACUCACUUUCAUUUUUAAGAGCCUCGUCCAUAAGAAGGGCACAUAUAUCUCUGGAGAGAACUUGCCCCUGCAAUGGAAGUGGCUACUGACCAGCCCCGUUGGAUGGCACACCACGCUGUGCUCAAUGGGCAGCACCCAGACAGCCACCACCCGGGCCUGGCUCAUAACUACAUGGAGCCCACUCAGCUCUUGCCUCCUGAUGAAGUCGAUGUCUUCUUUAACCACCUGGACUCUCAAGGCAACCCCUACUAUGCCAACUCUGCCCAUGCCAGGGCUAGGGUGUCUUACAGCCAGGCUCACGCUCGCCUGACUGGGAGCCAGAUGUGUCGGCCUCACCUGUUACAUAGCCCCGGGCUACCCUGGUUGGAGAGCGGGAAGACUGCCCUGUCCGCUGCCCAUCACCACAACCCUUGGACUGUCAGCCCCUUUGCCAAGGCCCCACUUCACCCCGCGGCCGCCGGUGGCUCCUUGUACCCGGGCACCGGCUCCUCUGCCGGCCCCUCCAGCUCCCACUCGAGCCCGCACUUGUUCGGUUUCCCUCCGACCCCUCCCAAGGACGUGUCCCCCGACCCCGGCACAGCGGCCUCCCCGCCCUCCCGGGCCGAGGAUAAGGACAGUAUUAAGUACCAGAUGUCGCUAUCUGAAGGAAUGAAGAUGGAAGGGGGCAGUCCCCUGAGGAGCAGCCUGGCACCCAUGGGUACCCAGCCCUCUACCCACCAUCCCAUCCCUACCUACCCUUCCUACAUGCAGGCAGCACACGACUACAGCAGCGGCCUCUUUCAUCCUGGCAGCCUCCUUGGAGGCCCGGCCUCCAGCUUCACCCCUAAACAGAGGAGCAAGAGCAGAUCCUGCUCAGAAAGAAAUCCGGUUUCUUCGUCUUUCCAUUUAGAAGGGAGAGAGUGUGUCAACUGUGGAGCUACAGCCACCCCACUGUGGAGAAGAGAUGGGACCGGUCAUUAUCUGUGUAACGCCUGUGGCCUCUAUCAUAAAAUGAAUGGUCAGAACCGGCCACUCAUUAAACCCAAGCGGAGACUGUCGGCGGCCAGGAGAGCGGGGACUUGCUGUGCAAACUGUCAGACCUCCACUACGACGUUAUGGAGACGUAAUGCUAAUGGGGACCCUGUGUGCAACGCCUGUGGACUCUACUACAAAUUGCACAAUGUGAACCGGCCCCUGACCAUGAAAAAGGAAGGAAUUCAGACCAGAAAUAGGAAAAUGUCCAGCAAGUCCAAGAAAAACAAGAAAGGAUCUGAGUGUUUUGAGGAACUUUCCAAGUGCAUGCAGGAGAAGUCGUCCCCCUUCAGCGCAGCAGCCCUGGCUAGCCAUAUGGCUCCUAUGGGUCACUUGGCACCUUUCAGCCAUUCAGGGCACAUCUUGCAGACCCCGACUCCCAUCCAUCCUUCUUCUAGCCUCUCCUUUGGGCACCCACACCACUCCAGCAUGGUGACCGCUAUGGGAUAAAUAAUAACUGAUGUGGGCAAUUGGGCAUUGCCAAGAAGACAGUGUAACAUAAUAACUUGCACCUUUGCAGUUGCAGAGGAUGGAUCUCCACUUUGGACACAACAGGGCUACUCGGUAGGACCAGAUAAGCACUUUGCUCCCCAGACUGCAAAAAAACAAAAAAGGAUUUAUCUGUUUGCUUCUUGCUGACAAAUCUCUGUUAAAGGUAAAAGUCGGACACAAUAAUCGUGGGAUAUUACUGUGAAUACUGUAAAUAUAUAUAUAUAUAUAUAUAUAUCUGUAUAGAACAGCCUUGGAGGCGGCAUGGACCCAAUGCAGAUCAUGCUGUAUUUGUACUGCAGACUUGUUACAAAAGACAUCUUUAUAUGAAAAUAAUUAUAUCUAAGGCUUAAUUUAAAAAAAAAAAAAAGCAAAAAAAAAAAUAUUUAUUUUGGUCCUGGUUUUUUUUUUAAUCUGCCUCCACCCCCCACACUGGUCUCUCCCCACUUUCCUCUCAAGCCUCCCCUUUUUUCUAUGUAUUGUGGACAAGACCACCUUACAGGCCUCUGACCUAUCUUUAACCUUUUGUCCGCUGGAGGGCUGCUGGCGAGGAGCAGUUUCGGAAUUGCAUGAAAGCAAACAGAUAUUAAAAGAAUACAAGUUUUAUGCGGUUCCUUCUAAGUGAUUGCACCUGGUUUAAGGUUUGUCAUUGCAUUGGCAACGUUCCCUAUAACAUUCUUUGUUUGCACAUAAUAGGCUUCCUUUUAAAGUGCUGUUCCCUGAAAUAGUCACAUUAAAAAUAAUUGAAACAAGAUAAAGACGCUUGGCUUAUAUUUUUUGGUUAAUAUUUACAUUCUUUGGCUCCUGGGCUGGUUUUGGAGCAGGGCAGAGAGAGGGUCAGUUUUACUGUGAACUGUUCCCUGUGCACUCGUAAUAUCUGUGGAACUGCUCAGGUUCUGUCUGGGAUUCUGGGGGUUGUAGUACAAUCUCCAAUCCAAAAAUUAAUAUGCUUGUUAGUUCUUCCAUAUACAUGGCCCAAGUCAGGCCUUGUGUUAUCAACCCAGAAGAGGAGGCCUGACAUUUCCUGGGCAGCCAGUAUUAACAGUCAGACUCAUUAACAGCCCUCCAUAAAUAUCACACAGAAUAAUUUGUAUUCAAGUCCCUUCAUUUGUGAUUUAUUUAAGAAAAACUGAAAGUCAAUUACCUAACAGGCAGAAAUGUAAUGUCCUUUCCAGCGUGGUGUGUAAUAUAUUGAUUGCUUGGUCUUGGAACAUCAUUUUAUGAGCAAUAUCCAUUAUAAUAUAAUGAUGUAUAUAUUUAUUCAGGAUAAAAAAUGAUCAUUUUGGUGUAGGGAUAUACCAAAUAGACUGCUUGUUGCAGCUUAACCCAUCCUCUUGUUUCCAAAAGCAAAAUGUAUUACUGGGGCAAAAAAAACACAUCUGUAAUGUACCUUUCUGUUCUGAUAUAUAUAUAUAAAGCAGUCAUUUGAUAAUGCAUUAAUUAUUAAGGACCAAGCCAUUAUAUAUGUACAGUACAAUAGAGGAAGGAUUCUAUGUGCUGCACGCCUCUCCAGAUGGAAAUGGUUAAAUUGUAAAGAGGGGCUUGUAGGAAGGUUGAACUUAAAUCAGACAAAAGUGAUCCUGCUAAAUUUCUUUAGCAUCUUUGUAGCCAGAGGAGCUUUUGGGUUUUUAUUCCAUAGAUAUGGAUGGAACAUCCCUCCAGUCACAGGCCGCUCUGGCUGCAAAGUAGCUAGUGCUUUAUGGUACAAGCUGUAAAUUAUUUUGUACCUUUUUAUAAAAGGGGAUUUUGGGAAAAUGUUACUGAUACAAAAAGAAAUUACAAAAGUGCAAUAUGUUGCAGCCCUGCCGGGCAGUGAAGCUCCGCAGUCCAGACAUAAAUUAUUUUGCAUCGGUUUCAGCAGAAAUAAAAAAAUCUACAGUAUUUUUUUUAUUUACUUGUUUAUUUUGAUUAGUGACCUUAAGUUAUUGUCAGUUCUGUACACCAUGUUUAUAUAUUGUCUGUAUAAAGUGUAUGCUAUACUCCUUACUCCAUGAAGGUGAAUAUUGCUAAAAAUAAAAUAACUUUUUUUUUUUGUUGAA